CUUUCUCAUUUCUUGAUUUCUUUCUCCAUCAAGCACGCAAGCAGGCUACCCAGGAUUUGGCGUAGCACCAUAUACACACGGGAGAUGUACAUAAAGAGGCGAGCGAGAGAGAGAGAGAGAGGUGCGUCGGGGAUUGGGACAAUCGCGUUGAUACUGUAAAGUCUCUGUAUCAUCAAUCCACCAUCUUCAAUCAAACGCGGAGGGAAGAGAAACAGGAAGAAAACACAGAGACAAUAAAAAGAAGGGUUGUAAUCAAACAUCUCAAUUUCACCUUAUAGUUCUACCACAGUUUGGUAGGUGAGAGCAAGAAGGAACGAACGCACAGUCAGAGAGAGAGAGAGAGAGUAGAGAUCGCAAACUCAAAAGCCAAGGCGAUCGGAUUCCGCCGGAAGAAAACCGAUGAGUUCAUAGUGCUUCAAUUGGGUUUUCUUUAUUUAUUUAUUUUAUAUAUGUAAGUGAGUAUAUCUCCCUUGAUUUUCCCUUAUCCUUCUUCGCUCUGUUAUUAUGCAUGCAAAGCCAGUAUAGCUCUAGAAUCAACUAUACAUGGGGCAUAAGAAGCGAAACCCUGCUUUACGCUCCAAACCAAUUACUGCUGCUCCGGCGGUUCCUUCCGAUACCGCCGCCGCCGUCACCGACGGUUGUUUGGUUCCGGUUGAAAAUGACCGCUUGCUGAAUCUUGAUGCUCCCGAUGACUCCCGUCCUGAGCAGACUAAGAUCGAAGCCGUUUCCUCCCCCGAAUCAGAUGUUUCCUCCUACUCUGCAGUCAAGCUUGAAUGCGAGCGAGCCCUCAAUGCUCUCCGCCGCGGGAACCACACCAAGGCCCUAAGACUGCUGAAAGAGUCGUGCCAACGCCACCAGGGUUCUGCUCUUCUGCACCGCGUCCAGGGCACUGUCUGUGUUAAGGUGGCUUCCUUGAUUGAGGACCCCAAUGCCAAGCAGAGGCACCUUAAGAACGCAAUUGAGUCUGCUCGCCUUGCCGUUGAACUCUCUCCCAACUCCAUUGAGUUCGCUCACUUCUAUGCCAAUCUGCUCUGCGAGGCUUCCAAUGACGCUAGGGGUUACGAGGAGGUUAUACAGGAAUGUGAGCGUGCUCUCUCGAUUCAGAAUCCGGUUGAUCCCGCCAAGGAGAGCUUGCAAGAUGAGAGCCAGCAGAAGUAUCCCACCCCCGAGGCUCGGAUCGCCCAUGCCCAGCAGGAGGUUCGCGCGGUUAUUCAGAAAGCCAACCUUGGUUCGAUUUCUACGUGGAUGAAGAAUCUGGGCAACGGGGCUGGCGAGGAUAAGUUCCGUAUCAUCCCAAUGAGGCGGAUUUCUGAAGACCCCAUGGAAGUCAGGCUGGUCCAGACUAGGCGGCCCAAUGAAAUAAAGAAGGCAACUAAGACACCCGAAGAACGGAGGAAGGAGAUUGAGGUUCGUGUUGCCGCUGCGAGGCUGUUGCAGCAGAAAUCAGAUUCGCCCCAUUCACAGACUGAGGACGAUAGGGCCUCAGAAUCAUCUUCCGGAGCUCACCGAAUGGGAGAGCGUCGUAAAUAUGCUAACUUGCGGAAGAUUGCCUCAUCCGCAGACAGGAUGGAUCAAAUUCGAUCUUAUUGGAACUCCACGAGUCCUGAUAAGAAGCACAGUUUACUAGUAGUGAGUGUUCAUGAUCUCAGGGGUCAUUUCAGCUCAACCAAGGAUGGUUUGGGAUCGGAGAUCCUUUCAGAAGCACUAUCUUUUGCUGAGGCCAAUAAGACAUGGAAGUUCUGGGUGUGCUGCCGCUGCAAUGAGAAAUUCAUUGACUGCGAAUCACACAUGCAACAUGUUGUACGGGAACACAUGGGAAACCUCUCUUCUAAGUUGCAGUCUAUCUUACCUCAAGAAGUUGACACUGAGUGGGUGGAGAUGCUUCUAAAUGGUUCAUGGAAACCGGUGGAUGCCUCUGCUGCAUUGAAGAUUCUUGAAUAUCAGUCGAAAAUUGGUGGCUCUGAUAACGCGAAUUGUACAGACAGGAAUAAGCAGGAAAGUUUGCUCGAUAAUUGGUGCUCAGAUGGUAAAUGGAAUUCUUCUCCUGAUGAGGAGAAUCCACAACCAUUGCAAGAAUAUACUGGGGCAGGAGAGAUUUGCAAUGGAAGUCCCUUUGGAUGUAAGAACCAUGAUGACAGUUCCAACUAUGAAUUAAGGGAAUUCAAUGGAAACCAAUGGUCUAAGGAAUGUACUUUUUCCCAGAGCUGGCCAUUGUCCGAUGAUUCUGAACGUGCAAAACUCCUUGAGAGAAUAAGUGGCAUGUUCCAAUUGCUUCUUAGACAUAAGUGUCUUGCAGCUAGCCAUCUUAACAAGGUGAUACAGUACACAAUGGAGGAGCUUCAGGGUCUUGCUCCGGGUUCACGGCUUUUGAACCAUGGUUUGGACCAAACACCUAUCUGUAUCUGCUUCCUGGGAGCCUCCCAGCUUAUAAAAAUCCUCAAAUUCUUGCAGGAGCUUUCUCAUUCUUGUGGUGUAGGGAGAUGUUCUGAGAAAACUAUGGAUGAUUCAUGUAGUGGCACCCUGGGGAUUGAAAUCAAGGAGAAGAUUGUUCUCACGGGUGAUUCGUCUUCUCUCCUUCUGGAUGAUCGCUUACUGUGGGGUGGGCUUACUCCCAGCACAUACCAUGAUGCUCCAGCAGAUGAUGGUGCUGCAGCAACUUCCCUUCUUGUUGGUGAUCAUGAAGAUGUGGGACUGCCCGAAAAUGAAGCAUUAUUAUCAUGGAUAUUUACAGGUCCAUCGUGUGGUGAGCAACUGACAUCUUGGACACGCCUGAGAGAAGAGAAAACACAACAAGGCUUGGAAAUUCUCCAGAUGCUAGAGAAGGACUUCUAUCUCUUACAGAGUUUCUGUGAGAGAAAAGGUGAGCACUUGAGCUAUGAGGAAGCUCUGCAGGCAGUUGAAACUCUCUGUCUUGAAGAAGUUAAGAAAAGGGAGCAUGUCACAAAAUUUGUGCCUUGUAGUUAUGAAACCAUCCUGAGGAAGCGGCAAGAAGAGCUUGCGGAAAGGGACAAUGAUGUGAUGCUCAUAAGUAGUAGAUUUGAGUUGGAUGCUAUAUCAAAUGUCCUCAAGGAAGCACAGAGUCUUAAUGUUACUCCCUUCGGCUAUGAGGAAACUUUUACUGGUGCGGCUUCUCGUUUGUGUGAUUUGGAAGGUGGUGAAGAUGAUGACUGGAGAAUGCAGGACUACAUGCACCAAGCAGACACUUGCAUUGAGGCGGCAAUUCAGAGACAGAAAGAACAGUUGUCUGUAGAGCUUAGUAAAAUUGAUGCAAGGAUCAUGAAGAAUGUCACUGGCAUGCAGCAGUCGGAGCUUAAGCUUGGGCCUUUCUCAGCAUUUGAUUACCGGGCAAUUAUGUUGCCUAUUAUGAAGUCAUUCAUGCGGUCACAUUUGGAGGAUUUGGUAGAUAAAGAUGCUACAGAGAAGUCUGAUGCUGCUAGAGAAGCAUUUUUAGAAGAACUUGCACUUGAUGCCCAGAACACAAACAGAGGAGGUGAUCACUCGAAACAGAUACAGGACAAAUUGAAGGAUAAGAAAAAGAACAAGGAUUACAGAAAGGCUAAGGAGUUAAAGGCUACUGGUGAUAGUGAGCAGCUUCUCCUUCAUCAGGAAACUGCUGAACAGAUUUCCUCUCCUGUUGCAUCUGGUGAAAGUCAUCAAGAUUCUGAGAUUUCUGUUUCUGUAAAUAGUGAUGCCUUAAGACAACAGGAGGAGGAAUUUAGAUGCAAAAUUGAGCUUGAAGCUGAGGAGAGAAAGCUUGAAGAAACUUUGGAGUACCAAAGGCGAAUUGAAAAUGAGGCCAAACAAAAGCACCUGGCUGAGCAACAUAAGAAAGCUGGUGGGACAAUUUUAGAUGAUGUAGCAGAAGGAUUGCCUUUUGUUAACUUAAGGGCCAAUGCCAAUGAUAAGCUUGAUCUGUCAGGAGACAAGAUGAGGGUGCAGAAAUAUGUUUCAGCAGUGCCUAUAAAUAAUGCAGAAGGGAUUGUGAUGCCCAGAAAAUCCACUGCUAAUUCUGGCUCCCCAAGGGUUAAGAGGACAAGUAUGUACUCUCAUGGCCAAGUCAAGCAAGGUGUACCUAACCGAGGAAGUCCAGGAGAUGGUGUCUCUCCUUCUGAUCGAUGGACAGGAGAACAAGGUAAACGGAAGAAUGGGUCUACCAAAUACACACGAGCCUUGUCUGAGAAGGAAAACCAUGAAAUGGGAGUUUCUCCAACGGAAGUUUCCACCAAAAAGCAAUUCGGGGCGCAGGAGAAUCUUUGUGUUGGUAACAACACAUUCCAAGCGCAUAAAAAAUUUCCCUUGGUUGCACGGGGAAAAAUCUCUCAAAAGAUAUCUCCAGAAGCAGAUGGCUGUGGGGUUUUGUCCAAUGAAGUCAUAGCCAGUGACAUGAAUGGAGCAGCAGAUGUGUUUGGGACUGGGCUGAAAAAUGAAGUUGGUGAAUACAAUUGCUUUUUGAAUGUAAUCAUACAGUCUUUGUGGCAUUUAAGACGAUUCCGAGAUGAAUUCUUGAGGGGAUCAACAUCAGUUCAUGUUCAUGUUGGAGAUCCUUGUGUUGUCUGUGCGCUGUAUGAUAUUUUUACUGCCUUGAGCAUGGCAUCUUCGGAUAUGAGAAGGGAAGCUGUUGCUCCAACUUGUUUAAGGAUUGCUUUAAGCAACUUGUAUCCUGAUAGCAACUUCUUCCAAGAGGCACAAAUGAAUGAUGCUUCUGAAGUAUUGGCUGUAAUCUUUGAUUGCCUUCAUCAGUCAUUUACUUCUAAUUCAGGAGUUUCUGAUUCGGAUUCAGAAGAAAGCAAUUGCCUGGGCUCUUGGGAUUGUAGUAGCAGCGCUUGUAUAGCGCAUAGUCUCUUUGGAAUGAAUAUAUUUGAACGAAUGAAUUGCUACAGUUGCGGUGUGGAAUCCAGACAUCUAAAAUAUACCUCAUUUUUUCAUAAUAUUAAUGCCAGUGCACUCCGAACAAUGAAGAUGAUGUGUUCAGAUAGCUCCUUUGAUGAGCUUUUGAAGCUUGUAGAGAUGCAUCACCAGCUAGCUUGUGACCCAGAGGUAGGAGGCUGUGGAAAACUCAACUACAUCCAUCAUAUUCUUUCAAGUGCUCCUCAUGUGUUCACAACAGUUCUGGGUUGGCAGAAUACUUGCGAGAGUGCAGAUGACAUAUCUGCAACAUUAGCAGCCCUUACCAAUGAGCUAGAUAUUGGCAUCUUAUAUCGUGGUUUGGAUCCAGGGAACAGACAUUGCUUGGUUUCAGUGGUUUGCUAUUAUGGGCAACAUUAUCACUGCUUUGCCUACAGUUAUGAGCAUGAAAGAUGGAUUAUGUAUGACGACAAAACUGUAAAGGUUAUUGGUGGCUGGGAUGAUGUUCUUACCGUGUGCGAAAGAGGGCACUUGCAACCUCAAGUUCUUUUCUUUGAAGCUGUAGAUUAGCUUCUUAUUUGGAGAUUCUCUCAGUAUACUCCCUGAAGGAUGAAGGGUGGUGCUUCAAGUCUAGUAAGGCUUGGCAGUCAUGCUGUGUCUAUAAUGGCACAUAAACGUCAUAAUUGAUCCCGCAAUUCAGGAAGCUCUGGGAUUAGAAUUAUUAUUUGUAAAGCAAUUGAAGUUUCGAAGAUGGCACAAGAUUUUGUUAGGAUGACUUGCCCUGUUGGAGAAAUACUAUAUAUUUAAAGAGGUUUUGAUUCAAAAAUGAGGAAAGCAGAUCAAAGGACGGCAGUAAACUCAAUUCCAAUUGGAAAGCUGAGUAUGUGGACAUUGGAUUUUUCUGGGUUUUUUUAUUUUUCAAUAAGGUUGGCUUGAUCGCGGAAUGACCAGUAGCAAGUGUUGCAGUUGAAGGAUGCAAUGGAGGAGUUCAUGGAGCUAACUUCUUUGUUGCAAUGAUAAAGUGACUGCUCGAUAGUUGGAAGCAUACAUCAUAGUUUUACACAGAGAGAAGACCAGUUCUGAUGUUAUUUUUCUGUUGCAAGUUGAAAAGAAGUUGUGCAUAGAAAAUAUGACGGCCCACUUGGGUCCCAGUCUGUAGACUGAUAGUUUACAGUGAUUACAUGCGUUUAAUGAAAGAAAAAGAAAACAUUCUGUGUU
Molecule: messenger RNA, 6063 nt
Organism: Macadamia integrifolia
Lineage: Eukaryota; Viridiplantae; Streptophyta; Magnoliopsida; Proteales; Proteaceae
Exons: 14
Coding region: 544-5415 (1623 amino acids)
Biological process (GO): protein deubiquitination
Molecular function (GO): cysteine-type deubiquitinase activity; protein binding
Source: RefSeq, a predicted model, not a curated record